Molecule: messenger RNA, 1085 nt
Organism: Paramecium primaurelia
Lineage: Eukaryota; Ciliophora; Oligohymenophorea; Peniculida; Parameciidae
Source: the annotation of a GenBank genome assembly
AUGGAAGUGUUAUAACUAGAAGACAAUCAAUUUAGAUAUAAACUCAUGAAUGUAUUCUUUCAAUAUAUAAAAAAUGCCUUAUUCAUUCUAUUAAUUGGAUAUGAAGGAAUUAAAUUAUUAAAUAUUGAUCAUGAUUGUUAAUUAUCAGAGAUUACUUAUAUUAGUACAUUAUAUCAUGGAGGAAUCAUUUUAUUACUAUUUAAUGUAGUUUCAGCCUGUUAUAUACUUUAUUAAAAGCAUUUUGUAAGAAUUGAAUACUUUAUUACUUAUGGAUUAAAUAUUUUAGUUUUUGUAUGUAUGUUACUAUUUUCAUUGUAAUAAAUGAUUUAGGGAAGAUGCAGUAUUGGAUAAUUAUCAGUAAAAUAUUAUAUAAUAAUAUCAAUAAUCACUUAAUUAGAUGUAUUAUUAAUUAUGAUGUUCAAACAUGAAUUCUCUAAUAGAUAAACAAAUAUAUGUUCAAAUACUGCUGUUGUGAUUCUUUUAUUAAUGACUAAAAUAGAUAAUGAUUGUGCAAUCAAUGCAAUAUCUUUAGAAAUUCAAUUAAUCUCUGCUAAUAUUUUAACAUUACUCUUUUUCACUGUUCUUAACGUAGCAAUUAAUCUAUUUCCUAAACUAAGAGAAUAAUUAACAAAUGCAUUUAAAUUUGUUUGUGUUUUAGUUUUGUGUUUCCUUAUCUUAAAUUAUCUAUUAAUUGUUUAUUUUGUUUAAUCAGUAAUUUAUUCAUUUUAUAUAUAUAUUAGGGUGAUAUCAAAGAAAGUUAAUAAUGUAUGCCACUUGAUUUUAUAACUAGAACCUAUUGUUUUUUGGCUCCUGUCAACUUAAUUGGAAUGAUACCAAUAUUAGCAUCUUUUAAAUUUGAAACUAUAGAUGAAGAAGAAGAGGAUAUUCCUUAAUAAUAAUAAUAAUUACCAGAAAUCAUAUCUCCAUCAAGAGGAUUACCAAUAUAGAAUUCACCCUCCCCUUUCUAAUAAUCUAAGUUAUCAUUAAACAAUAAUACAACUCCAUAUAAGAUUAUUAUAAACAAUAAUCAACUUUCACCUGAUGAACAAUUUUUAGUUGGAAAACAUCAGUAACCUUAAUAUUGA